UCUUUGGAAAGGUGAAGGGAGGUAUCCAGAGGAGGCCAGGCACUCCGGGCUGUGAGCAGCGGGGGUAGGAAGACACACACACACACACACACACACACACACACACACACACACGGAAGGAGAGAGAUCCGAGACCGAGCCCCGAGCCGAGAGAAACACCAAGACAGAAAGCGCUAGAGAAGAGGACGUGCGAGGAGCUGAGCCAGACCAAGGAGGACACACAGGGACAGAGCCCCAACAGGAAGAGGAAGGCCGCGCGCGCACACACAUGCACGCGCAGAAUCACAGGACGGCAGAGAGCGACACAGACAGGACAGGUCCAGGGAAGGGCGCACACGGGAGGGACACGGAGGCACAGAGGGGGCUUGGAGAGGCGACAGAGGCAGGCGGGCAGCGCCCCAGGAGGCCCCACACCCCGCCCCUGCCUGCCCGUCUGCCUGGUGCCUGGCGCUCCGACCCAGCCUGCCGAAGCUGCCACCGCCGGGCCCCCAGAGCCUAGCCCUGCCCUGUUCCCCUCCAGGCCAUGAGGAUUCUCUGGCUGAUCACGCUUGCUCUGGUGACAGGGCACGUAGGGGGAGAGACCCGGAUCAUCAAAGGUUACCCGUGCCUGCCUCACUCCCAGCCCUGGCAAGUGGCCCUGUUCCAGAAGACACGACUGCUGUGCGGGGCGACCCUCAUCGGCCCCCAAUGGCUCCUGACCGCAGCCCACUGCCGCAAGCCCCAUUACCGGGUCCUCCUGGGGGAGCACAACUUGAAUCGGGAGGAUGGCUGUGAGCAGAGGCAGACGGCCACCGAGUCCUUCCCCCACCCCGACUUCAACAACAGCCUCCCCAACAAGGACCACCGCAACGACAUCAUGCUCGUGAAGCUGCCCAGGCCGGCCGUCAUCACCCAGGCCGUGCGACCCCUCUCCCUGCCUUCGCACUGUGUCACCGCUGGCACCAACUGCCUCAUUUCCGGCUGGGGCACCACAUCCAGCCCCCAGUUGCAUCUGCCCCACACCUUGCGGUGCACCAACAUCUCCAUCAUGAAGCACGAGGAGUGUGAGCGUGCCUACCCCGGCAACAUCACAGACACCAUGGUGUGCGCCAGCGUGCGGCAAGAGGGCAAGGACUCCUGUCAGGGUGACUCUGGGGGCCCUCUGGUCUGUAACCAGUCUCUCCAAGGCAUUAUCUCCUGGGGCCAGGACCCAUGUGCAGUUUCCAGAAAGCCCGGUGUCUACACAAAAGUCUGCAAAUAUGUGGACUGGAUUCAGAAGAUUAUGCACAACAAUUAGCAGCACCCGCUUGCACGGUCAAAAUCUCAAUGUUUGGAAGUCUGCACGUUCUUAUAAGAAACCCUAAGUCACGAUCCUAUUAUGUCAUUUCUUUGGGGCUGCCUUCACUUAUGUGAGGUUCUACAGCUUUCUAGUAAGCUUGGGGUUUGGAAUCAGAAUCCUGAAUUCAAAUCCUGACUUGGACUAACUUGUCACUCUGGAAAUGAUCAUAACUAUUUUGUCUCCUAUUUUAUCCCAGUCCCCAAACCAUUCUUGACAAAGAUGAGAUUUAAUAAAUAUUUGAAGAACAAAUGAA
Molecule: messenger RNA, 1571 nt
Organism: Heterocephalus glaber (naked mole-rat)
Lineage: Eukaryota; Metazoa; Chordata; Mammalia; Rodentia; Bathyergidae
Source: RefSeq, a predicted model, not a curated record